AUGGAAGAAGAGAUCGCAGAAGAACAACGAAAAAGAGCCGAAGCCAACCGUCUCGCAGCCCUAGCCAAGCGCAAAGCCCUCUCAGAGUCCACUUCGAUCCUCACCAACCAACACCCAAACCCCUGGAAGCUCUUCAAGUGCCGAAAAGUCUCUCCCGGACAUACAACUCCCAUUUCCUCAAAACCCGUAAACACUUGUUCGAUUAAUCCUCCUCCGACACUUCAGCCGACUAUUUUGCCCGAAAAGUUCCGGGUCCGCCUCGAAAUUUGUUCCCCCGAUUCGUUCUCCGUUACGCCGGAGGCUGUUCUGGGUUUCCCCUGUCCCGGUGAAGCGUCUUGUUUGGAGAAACUUAGGGGUUGCCUGUCAAAUGUUGUGCCAUCUCAUUAUACUCAAAACCAUGGUGGUGGGAAGGCUUGUGUUUAUAAACUGAGGGAUUACGACACGGUUCUCAGGUGUUUGAAAAAUUACAAGGGCAUUGAAUAUGAAGAGAUCCCUUGGGGAACAUUAAAUGUUGUUGAGAGACUUUCACAUUCCUUCACAGCAGGACGAUGGAUACCAUGCAGGCCAGAACAUUUGUCUGAUGAGAAGGUUGAUGAAUUGAUUGGGAAGCUUCCGCAAACUCUACUAGAUGCGCUGCUACCUUUUCAACUCGAAGGUGUUCGGUUUGGCUUACGAAGAGGUGGCCGGUGUCUCAUUGCAGACGAAAUGGGACUUGGAAAGACACUCCAGGCUAUCGCAAUUGCAGGCUGUUUCAAGAGUGAAGGUUCUAUACUUGUCGUCUGCCCAGCUAUUUUGCGGUUUUCAUGGGCAGAAGAAUUGGAGCGUUGGUUUCCUUUUUGUUUGCCAGCUGAUAUUCAUCUCGUCUUUGGCCAUCAAAAUAACCCUGUGCAUUUGAAAAGACGUCCAAGGGUUGUGGUUAUUUCAUAUACAAUGCUUCAUCGUUUGCGAAAGAGCAUGUUGGAACAGGAAUGGGGCACCUUGAUAGUGGAUGAAUCGCACCAUGUACGCUGUACAAAGAAAAGAUCAGAACCUGAAGAGAUAAAAGCUGUCCUUGAUGUAGCAGCUAAGGUCGAGCAUAUAGUUCUAUUGUCAGGGACUCCUUCUUUGUCAAGGUGA
This is a messenger RNA of Ilex paraguariensis (yerba mate), 1116 nucleotides long. NCBI's taxonomy places the organism in Eukaryota, Viridiplantae, Streptophyta, Magnoliopsida, Aquifoliales, Aquifoliaceae. The record is from the annotation of a GenBank genome assembly.